Messenger RNA from Cyprinodon tularosa, 1909 nucleotides. RefSeq names its product MORN repeat-containing protein 4-like. The coding region runs from base 159 to 599 and encodes 146 amino acids. Lineage: Eukaryota; Metazoa; Chordata; Actinopteri; Cyprinodontiformes; Cyprinodontidae. The transcript has 5 exons. The record is from RefSeq and is a predicted model, not a curated record.
UGGAAGCCAGCUCAGGCAGUUCUGAGGAGGAAAAUAUCAAAGGUGGGGGAAUAAAAAGAAGCUUAAUAGUGGCUGAGUGGAGCAGAUGAAGUGUCGCGAUGGUUUCAGAGAAGUAGAAGGAAGGAAGUGAGUGUCUCUUGAAUGAAAAAGAAGGACCCAUGACCCUGACACGAGGAUCCUUCACCUAUUCCAACGGAGAGGAGUACCAUGGAGAGUGGAAAGAAGGGCUGCGUCACGGUCUGGGACAGCUGACCUUCAGUGAUUGGACGUGCUACACUGGACAGUUUGAGAAUGGCCUAUUUAAUGGCUGCGGUUUGCUGGUCUUUCCUGAUGGUUCCAGGUAUGAAGGUGAAUUUGUGCAGGGGAAGUUCCAGGGAGCCGGAGUUUUCACUCGCUUCGAUGGUAUGAAGUUUGAGGGCGAAUUUAAAGGAGGAUGUGUGAACGGCCACGGCCUGCUGACAUUUAUGGACGGGGGAGGAGGCGGCGGUGCCCAUGAGGGCCUGUUUGAGACCAACCAGCUGACGAGGAGAGGGAGCAGCCAUGGAGCUGUUCACAGAGCGCAGGCAGCUUCUGCCAAAGCCAGGGCUCUGGCCUUGUGAAGCGGACCACUCGCCCCCCCGGUACCAGGGUCAUCCUCUCUAUCCUCCUCUCACUCCGACCUCCUGGAUAUGUUUUUAGUGCUCCUUCGUUUCGUUGCGUCCUGCUUCUGUAAACGAUACGGGGUUAAAAACGUUCCACUUUCUGCUCUGAUUCAUUUGAACUCCUGUGACUGUAACCUGUAACACUCUCUCUGGAAUAUUCACUCCGGUAAUAUAUGCUAACAGCGCCACCGACUCAGGAACAGCAGAGCCGAACCCAGACUGCUGGGCUCGCUGUCAAGUGCCAAAUAUGAUCCAGGGUUUGAUUUAAACAACAAACUCUGGAAGCAGCAGUAUAUGUGGGCAUUUUUCAUGCAGUCCUUACAGCAGGCAGGUUCUCACUGGGCUUUAUUUACCAGCUUUAUGAUUGACUUUCCUCACUUUAUGAUAAGAAUUAGAUUCAGCUCAUCGAGUUUUUACAAAAGAAAAAGAUGUCUGAACCAUUAAUUAAGGUUUAUAUUAUGAUCAAGUAACAAUUUCCUCAUCCAAAGUUCAAAACAAAACACAAUUAAAUCAUCUUUAAAGUUGAAAUGUAAUAAUAAAGCAGGAUAUAAGCUGCUGUUCUCACGUUGUCUUAAUCUCUUACAUCCUCUAAACAGUCCCCUCACAUCCUGCCAUUUGGGUCUCAUUAAAGGAAAAUGUGAGAACGCACAAAAUGAAAACAAUAGAAUAAUUACUACCAGCUACUUUAAUUGUUUUAGAGGGUUAAACUGAGGUUAAAUUAUUUUGCCAAACAAAUUUUUCACUUACUGUUAGAACAACUGUAGCAAACCCUCAUUCCACUGGAGUUUACAUAAUCACCAGAGGUGGUCUGACUUUAAGACAUUUUCUCACACAUGCAGACCAGUGUUUUAGUUUUCUCUAUCUGAGGCCUCGUCCAAACUGAGACCAGAUUGUAAGAUGUACCUGAAAGGACCUUUGGAAUGAACAAUAGUUUUUGAAAUUGGGUCACAAUAAAAAAAUAAGAAGAAACAUUUACAAAUCAGGGGGAAAAAAUUAACAACGAAUAGCUAAUAGAGGCUAAUGCUACGUUCACACCGGACGCAGCAGGCGCAGCAGAAGCAGCGAGUUUGCAUGCAAAGUCAAUGGCCGUUUCUCACUAUGCGUUCUUGAGCGUUCUCGUCUGCUUGUGUACUCAUCAUCAGCCUCAGCCCGGGUACCGUUCCGAUUCUCGAGAACGCACCAAAUUCCCCGGAUGUUGUUUUCGCCCCGCCCUCUUUAUCGAGCAUGCAUCAGAGCAGACUUGUACGUUUCUAAUACUGACCGCUUCC